CACCAGAUCCCCCCAGCGGUGCCCCUGCCCCCAACGAGGACUCCUGGAUCCACAGGAUGUUGGGCGAAGUCCUCAAAGCCUCCAGCCUGAGGGUCUCCCUGCCGGAGGCGCCUCCAGUGACGGUGUUGCUCCUGCAGAGAUACAUGGCUGAUGGCAUGCCCCUGGCUGGUGCCCCCGGCCCAGCCCCCCCCCAGGCUGGUGCCCCCUGCCCAGCCCAGGCUGCUCCCUGCCCAUCUUACUUCUAUGACAUGACUGUCACAGAUGGCAUCUUCUGGGAGAAGUGCCACCUGGACCCCCAGCUGAACGGCCUCAUCCACCAAAACAAGCUCGGCUGUGGCAUGCAGGUGAAAAUCGCCCAGUGUUCGUACGUGUAUAAUGAAAAGAGGCUGGGCCGUGGCUUUCUGUGCAUUGAACAGCUGGAAGUCCUAGAAGGGCCGGCCUUCACGGAUGCUCCCCCACAGCUAAAAGUGUGCCAUGUGAAAUCCACCCUCCCCCUGAAGGGGGGCAAGAAGCAUUACCUUCCGCUGUGGAAUAAUGACGAUCCAUGUGGGGACAUGUGGGUAGAAAAGACGCCUUUGCGGGAGGUCUCUGUGGAUGAAUUCAAACUAACAUCUCUCUUUCAUCUGGCCAUGACCUGGGAAACCAGAAUCAACUUCCAACCAUUGCUUGUCAGAAUCAUCCAUAAGUCUCGAUUACGUUAUUAUGGAAAACCAAAAACAAAACUAGAUGUGCCAUAUCAGGCUUAUUUUGAUGUGGCUGAUCACUCUGGUAUGGUGUUAAUGGUGCUGUGGGGCUCUUUAUGCCCUGAAUGGUAUCACAGUAUGAAAAUUGGCACAGUGCUACUGCUUGAAAAAUAUGCUGUUAAAAAAAGUUUAUCUUCUAAAACACAGUCAAGUCCUGGAGAUUUGCAGAUGAAGAGAUUCUGUUCAAUAGAAAUUGCUUUGAAUGUUCGAGACCCUCCAGCUAAAAUUAACAUCAUUCCAGAAAAUAAAAUUAAACCAGAAUGGAAGUUGCCUGAAGUUGAAUAUCAGUUUAUAACAAGAUCAGAAUUGGAUGAGUUAGCCCAGAAUCACUUUUGUGACAUUAUUGGACUUGUACAAUAUGUUGGACGGAUCGAACGCAAAAGAAAAAAAGGGUGUGUGGAUGACUUUUGGACAUAUCGCUGGGUACAUGUUAUUGAUGGGACCUCAGAACAGCCUUUCAUAGUAGAAUUGUUUGCCACAUCUCAGCCAGAUAUAUUUGAGCAAAUUCACCCAAUGACAUACUUGGUAUGUACGCAGAUGAGAGUGGAACGAAAUAUUUCUGAGAAUGGCUCCAAUACAGUUUAUUUAACCACGUCUUUGAAAAGCCAAAUAUUUAUUACAGGAUGGCAUAAGGGCCAACCAUAUACAAAAGAUCCAAAAGUGAAAAACUUUAUCCAGUGGAUGAAAACUCAAGAGGAAGCUUCUUACAUGGACAGAAGUAUCAUUGGUGGAUAUUAUCUUCUCCCACCUCUCCCAGAUACAUUUUUAGAAUAUUGUAAAAAUAUUAAGGAAGAAUUAGCUUUGAUAGCCAUCAGUGAAACAGAGAAGGAGAUUGACAGUUUGCACUACAGGGAACAGAAGCGCAUUGCUUUUCAAGGGAUAAUUAGUGCUAUAAGAUGUGUCAGCUGUAGCAGUACAUCCCAGGAUGCCUCAGGAGUGCGACCAAUGCAGAUCAAGAAAAGGUCAUCAGUAUGUACUUCAGUGUCGGAAACUGAUCAUAUUAAUAAAGGCAGAAGAAAAUAUCAGCAAGCGGGAGAAUCAGCUUCUAAGCAGAAGUCACCACCUCUGGAACAACGAAACAUAGUAACCAGGAGUUGUACAAAGAGACAGAUUGCAACUGUGGAGGCAACAGAUCAUCAUCCUGUGCCUUCUCAACAUUCAUAUUUGACAAGAGCAGCAAGCAAAAAAAGAAUGUUGCGCAAAUUUUUGCAAGAUAAUUCGCAUGCAAAGAAAGAAAGUAAAGAAGUGAUGGAAACAGCACAAACAUAUGAAACAGGUAACAAAGAAAUAGCUGAUGGGUUUAAAGAAGUUCACACACAGAGGAUGUGCCACAAUUCCUGGGAAAGUGUUCUCUGGACAGCUGUAAAAGACAACUUAACACAGCACUUGAACUUCAGCAACGUUUUCCCAGAAAGUUUCCCUUGUAAAUUUAAUUACAUCCACAAAGAAUUCCUUAUGAAACAAUACAAUCUUCAGGCAGCCAAAUUUAAGCCAAAGGAACGCCCAACGAGUGGAGAAAUGAAUCACUUUGAAAGUGCCUGUCCUCUUGAAUACUAUGAAGUGGCUAUUCUUGGCAUAAAUCAUGACGUAGCUAUAGAGGUUGCGCUCCUGCAUGAUUCUUACUUAUUUCAAGUCAAGGAUACACCACAAAAUGCAGUAUUUUCUCAUGUAAGUGGUACUUCAUCUUGCCAGGAAACCAUUAACCAAGAAGGAUUUUCUGAGUUACUUUCACUUUCAGACGAAGAUGUAAAAGCAGCUGCACUGGAGAACCAACGUGUCGUUUGCAUUCUGGAUAUCUGUUCUCUGGAUAAAGACAAAACUGAAGUCUUUCUUAGGAAAAUAUAUAAAAUAACAGAUGUCAACGUAGUCAACCAAACAUAGUUCAUUAUUGACAUAAAUGUAUUGUAAAUUGAGAAGAGGAUUAAACUUGCAUGAGAAUAUUUUCCCCUGCUAUUCUAUCCAGGAAGCAACUUGGAUAUUUAGUAGUGGUUGAGGAAAGUUCCUGGUCCCUUUGUAUUUGAAUUCUAUAGAGGGUGUUUUGACCAAUACUUGUAUCUCAAAUCAGUUUUUUGGGGGACAAGUGCUGUACAAAUGUUGCUUCUUAACUUUUAUUUAAGAUUAAAGUAGCAAAAGCUGAGGAACCGAUGCAUCCGAUGGCCGGAUCCUGCCCUGCGAUACUGAAAACUGUAUGUAGGAAGACUGUGGCUCUUUUGCUGCUUAUCUCUGCUUUCAGGGCAACUGAAUUUGGCAUGCUUACUAAAAGUUCCUUGUGGGGAGUGAACAUCUUUAAUCAAUGUACAGGAUAGGCCUGUCAAAAGCAAAAUUGCCCCAAAAGGUUGCCUUGUUAAUCGCCUUUCAUCAACGGUCUGCAGAAGGCUUUGACGAAGGAUAAAGGAAAGCGACCGGGGAUAAGUUCUUGUGUUGAACUUUUUUAUGGAGCCUCCACUAUGCUGCAGUGGAGGAGUGUCCUUGCUGUAAUCAAGCCCGCAUAUUUGCUGUGUCAAAUGUGAAUCAUCAUUACAUUGCCAGCUGAUCAUUAUACAGUUGCUGCCUCUUCCAAAGAUGAUGAGCUGGAAGCAAAACACUCAAAUCAGAAAUAGUAAUUUUGGUUUUUGUUAUAAAAUGGAAAUGAACUGCGUUUGAUGCAGAAGUACCAGUCUAGUACAGACAUGUAAAACCUGAUCAUGUGGUCUGGGAAUGAGCACAGUACAGCUGCAGUCCAAUACCACGGAAGAGGGAAGUUGAAUAUAUGCGUAUUUGUAUUCAGACUUGGAAGAAGUGAGUAUACUUUUUCGUCUCACUUGGAACAAAUGAGCAGUCUUUUUUUUUUUUAUACUGUAUGGCACUAUUGCUUUGAUAUUGCAAUAAUUUAUUGACAGAACUGCAGAGGAACUGCUGAGUUUGCCAUGAAAGCUGUCUUUCUUGCUGCUGUCUUUCCUGCCCCGUGUUGAAAUAACAACCAAGCCAGUCAUUAUAGACACCCCUUUCUUUCUGCAAGUGUGAGUUUCGCCUGAUGCCUAUUUUGUCCUUUUGAUGCCAAGAUCCUUUUCUUUUUCCCAGGCUUUAAAUUUUUUAUAACAAUUAUAAUAUUAUGCAAUUCAGUUCUGUUUAGAUGUAUUGAUUUUCAAGUGUUGUUAUCUGAAAGACUUUGCAUUGAAAGAAAGAAUAAAAAUAUAUAAAGUCAGAGUAUAUAGUGCUAGAAGAGUACUAUGUAUUAAAUACAUUGCUUCCAGUUGGGAGUUGGAAUAAAUACAUUUGUAUAAGUGUCUUGGCCCAAAUAGAUUCUUGUUCCUCUGAUUCCUACUACUAUUUCGCUAUAUUGAUGGGUAGAGAGUAAAGAAUAUUUGUCCGAGAUGCUGAUGGUCAUUACCCAUAUUGGGAAAAUUAAGAUGCAAAAGAUUGAUAGAACCAGCUUGUUCUUUCAGUGUUCGAACACAGGGAUGCAAAAAAAGUGUGGUGCACCAGCAUCCCUUUUAUGGUCCUAGAGCCACCCAGCAUGGAUCGGAUAUGUAUUUUUAUAACAUACAUUUGAGGUGAAAUUUCACUUAAAAUGUGCUUUAAAACAAAAGUGAAAUUAACAAGUGAAAUUAACAAUUUAUACACAGAUAAGUGAUAUAUUAACAAAAUCUUGAUUUUUUUAGGAAAAAAUAGGCUGGGUAGCCAAGGGCAACAUAAAUAAAUAAAUCUGUUGGCUUCUUCAUUUAAAUGUCUCAGAUCUAUUUGCAAGAUUAUAAAAUUAGAGCCAGUUUGGUGUCGUGGUUAAGGCAUCAGG
Molecule: messenger RNA, 4515 nt
Organism: Python bivittatus (Burmese python)
Lineage: Eukaryota; Metazoa; Chordata; Lepidosauria; Squamata; Pythonidae
Gene: RADX
Product: RPA1 related single stranded DNA binding protein, X-linked
Molecular function (GO): single-stranded DNA binding
Source: RefSeq, a predicted model, not a curated record